Messenger RNA from Schizophyllum commune H4-8, 1599 nucleotides. RefSeq lists its product as uncharacterized. NCBI's taxonomy places the organism in Eukaryota, Fungi, Basidiomycota, Agaricomycetes, Agaricales, Schizophyllaceae. The record is from RefSeq and is a predicted model, not a curated record. The transcript is spliced from 2 exons. The coding region runs from base 1 to 1599 and encodes 532 amino acids.
AUGUCCUAUCCGGCGUACUGCGUGCCAUCUCUGCCCUCCAACCGCGCACAGCGUCGCGCACCUGCCUAUCCGCGCCUGACUUCUGCGGCGCGUCGCGAAAUGCCGCAGGUCAGGCGCCCCGGCAUGACCUCUCUCACGCGCCCCGACACAAAGUCCGCGACCUCACUUCCGAGCCUCACGUACCUACCCUCGUACAUGAGCAGCCUCUACCAGUCGUCGAAGGCCAACGCGCUGCACCGCGCGCCUUCGGGGUACCAGUACCAGGCGCACGCGCCGUCCGGGCAGCUGUGCCAGGCUAACAAGACCAACAAAGAGUACGCGCCGCCCCGGAUGGCGUACGUGCAUGACGGCUCUCCCUACGUUGGCGGCUCUCCCUACGUUGGCGGCUUUUCCUACAUCGCCACCCACGGCCUCCCCUACAUCGCGAACAACGGGCUCCCACUCGCCGCCGGGUCGCCCCACGUCGCCAAUCUGCCGCUCACCGACAACGCCUCGAAGCCCACCUCCUUCAUCGUCACGCGCCGGCCGCAGUAUCCGAGGUCGGAGGGCUACUAUUCGGACGACGACGAGGAGGCGCCAUCGAGCGGAGAAGAGGGCUCUCCGGCGUCCUCCUCCAGUGGCGAAGUCUUCUCCUCGCCAUCGUCCUCGUCCGAGGAGUUUUUCUCGGCGAGCGAGGAUGAGGGGGCUUACUCUUCCGCCUCGCCGCCGGCGUCGAACCUCGUCUCGCUCGACGACACCGCACUCAUCCCCUCCCCCGACGACCACCUCAUUUCCUUUGGCGAUGAUUAUUUGUCGCUCACUGAGGACGACGCGAACAUCCUAACUAAGGACAGCGAUGACCGUUCUCCUCCUGGGGACGAGCGCGCCAACUCCGAAGACGGGCACAGUCACUCUGACGAGUCCACCGACUCUGCGGAGUCUGGCGACCCUUCUGAGGUGCUCGUUGACCCCGAGGAGGAGAGGCGACGAGAACGCGGUAUGAAGCGCCUCGCCAUUAUCGCGGAGUACGCCCGGCAGGCCAGGGAGGAGAUGCGUUGUGAGGAAGCUGCUGCGCGGGGCUCGCGCGUCGUCCCGGCGAUGUGCGCGGGGCGCGCGCCCUCGGCCAAGAACCUGCCCAAAGCCGAGGUCCGCACCGCGAUGGUCGCGUUCAUCGCGUCGCGCGGCGAGGGGCGGGCCGCGGGGGCUGACGAGGCAAAACCCGAGAGGGCCGACACGAACGACGACGCGAAGUUCUCGUAUUCCAAGUUCGCGCAGCUCCACGCCCAGCGCGCGCGCCUCGGCUACCUGCAGCGCGCCCGCGCCGCGCCGCACACGGCGUCGCACGCCGAGUACGUGCAGCGCCACGCGUACCUCGCCCAGCUCGCGCACCUCGAGGCGCGGGGCCUCCCGCGCCGCCCGCGCGCUCGCCACCCCGCCCACCCCGAUGCGGCCUACGUCUCCCCGCGCGACCUCGCGCUGCAGGGCCCGCCGCCCGUCUCCCGCGCGCAGAUCGAGUGGGAGGUGCGCGAGGGCGGGCCGGGCGCGGAGGCGUACCGCACGGCGAUGUGGGUGCAGUACCAGCAGGCGAGGGCGCGGGAUGCGAUGGCGGUUGGUGCUUGA